Phytophthora sojae is the source of this 387-nucleotide messenger RNA. RefSeq lists its product as hypothetical. The transcript has a single exon. Bases 1 to 387 code for a protein of 128 amino acids. The record is from RefSeq and is a predicted model, not a curated record. Lineage: Eukaryota; Oomycota; Peronosporomycetes; Peronosporales; Peronosporaceae.
AUGGCUCACUACGCUCAAGGCAUCCGGGACGACACCUUCGCGUCGUACGACUUCGGCUGCAGCUGCGUGCGUCUCCUGGGGAUCAACCUCUGCUCGUCGCUCAUUUGCAAGAACAAGGCUGUGUACGGCAGCUUCGACCCGCCCGUCUACCCAGUCGGCAAGAUGGUCUACCCGCGCACGGGCUUCUACAUUGGCGCCACCGACACGUUCGCGACCUCCACCGACAUCGCGCAGAUCCGGUCCGCACUACCCAGCGGCACCAUCGUGCACGAGAAGCCCGUCGCAGCCUUCUCGCACCUGGACUUCACCUGGGCCCAGAACGCCAACGAGCUCGUGUACCAGGACCUGCUGGCACAGCUCAAGAAAUACGCCGGCAAGGAGUACUGA